AUGACUUCGUUCUAUGAAGCCGCAACCAGGUAAGUUCCGAGUUUUUUUUAGAGAUGACGUGGGAUAAGUGGACUUGUGCGAACUGGCAUGUGUUUCCAAAAGACCAGCAAACUUUGACAAUUUGUAUUAUAGCGGUCGAAACUAUGAUCGUUUUGCGACUGAUGAUUUGAUGGGCGAGAAUACAUUAAUCAAGAUGAAGCAACACUUCUGGACUGCCAAACAAUUAUUGCGCAAUAAAUUAGGCAAAAAAGAAGACGACUGUUUAACGGCUUCGGAUGCUGAAUUCGACUCUAAGUUGACGUCAUUUUAUUCGAUAAGAGAUUCGAGUAGAAAUUUAAUGGCUGGGUUGGAAGAUCUCCAUCAUUUCUUUGGCAGUAAGGAUAAGGGAAUGAACAAAAUAUAGCCAAGUUUAGAUCUUCAGGAAAACAACAAAGCGAUGGGAGUUCUUCUGAUAAAACAGUCACGCUUUCAGAAAGCCCAUGUGGCGAAAGCAAUGGAAUCAGUGGGACAAGCACAAAGUUAUGCAUAUAAAAGCAGGUAGAAACACUCUUGAUGACCAUCUUUUCUUUAGUGGUACUGCUUUGAACACGAUGGUGAAGAUGUAUAGAGACCUUGACACUUUCUUCGACCGGGCUGUCAACGAUUGUGCCAUCACUGUGGAGGCGGCAGAGAGAGCUCGGACGGAGUAUCGGGGAUCACUCCUUUGGAUGAAGAAGAGCAGUGAAGAAGUAACAGAUAGCUGUCUAUAACGUAAUAUUAUUAAUUCGUCCACAACUUUUCAGUUGGAUCCCGAAUCCGAACAACUAAUGGACCAAUACAGGACAGCACAAGCCAUAUGUAGACAAAAUAAGGAGAAGUUUGACCAGCUCAAAGAGGAUACCUUCCACAAGACCGAUGUUUUAAGUCAGAGCAGGACGAAACUACUAGUGGCAACUACACAAAGAUAUAUUGAAGACAUUGGGGAGUACAUCCAGGAGAUGUCCAAAUCGUAUUCUCAAGUAGCGGAUGAGUUGAAGGACAUUGACAAUUACGAGAUUGAUGUUCUUACGGUAAGUCCGAUGGAUAGGUUACUCUAUUUUCAGAUCUUAAAUGAUCCCAUGUCGUUGGUUGUAGAGAAAAACAAGGCUGAGAGACCAGAAGUAGAAGAUAUCCCGUAAGUUCUCCCAAUUUUUAAAUCAUGCCUAAGGCCAUCAAGAAAAGGAGAAGAUGAAGAUCGUAAUGAAUGUGAACAAGGUGUUAAAUCGGACUUAAUUGGCUUCGAAUCAGAGCCGGAAUCAGAUAAAAGUCGGGCGGAUAGCCCUUUAGGGGAGCUUCCUGAGACAAUUAAGCCAGAGAACCUCCUGGAAGAUCCGAAAAGUUUCGUGGUGGGACCUUUGCCAACCUUAUACAGCCAAGAAAAUCAACAGUUUCCCAAAAUAGAACCACCUUCCGGCUGGAUCAACAAGGUUAAAUGUGGUGCCCAGGACAUACUGAACUUGAAUACGGGUAAUCGAUCGGAGUUUAUGCCUUCCGAGCUUGUGAAUCAAGCUCUGGAGUUGUCCAAAGAGAGAUCGACCGGGGUGAGUUCCCGGAAAGCAUAAUCUUUAUUGUCAUCCUUUAGGAAUGGGAUGAUUGGAUUACUCAAUUUGAUCCACUGCAACAGAAUCAACAACAGAACAGUUCAGAAAUUUGA
This is a messenger RNA of Bursaphelenchus xylophilus (pine wood nematode), 1672 nucleotides long. Lineage: Eukaryota; Metazoa; Nematoda; Chromadorea; Rhabditida; Aphelenchoididae. The record is from the annotation of a GenBank genome assembly.